This is a messenger RNA of Knipowitschia caucasica, 1839 nucleotides long. The record is from the annotation of a GenBank genome assembly. Lineage: Eukaryota; Metazoa; Chordata; Actinopteri; Gobiiformes; Gobiidae.
AUGCCACGGGGCCUGCUGUCCCUACUGCUUCUGCUGUCUCUGCUGUCCCUACUGCUUCUGCUGUCUCUGCUGUCCCUACUGUCCCUGCUGUCUCUGCUGUCUCUGCUGUCCCUACUGCUUCUGCCGUCUCUGCUGUCCCUACUGCUUCUGCUGUCUCUGCUGUCUCUGCUGUCCCUACUGCUUCUGCUGUCUCUGCUGUCUCUGCUGUCCCUGCUGUCUCUGCUGUCCCUACUGCUUCUGCUGUCUCUGCUGUCCCUGCUGUCCCUGCUGUCUCUGCUGUCCCUGCUGUCUCUGCUGUCUCUGCUGUCCCUGCUGUCUCUGCUGUCCCUACUGCUUCUGCUGUCUCUGCUGUCUCUGCUGUCCCUACUGCUUCUGCUGUCUCUGCUGUCCCUGCUGUCUCUGCUGUCCCUACUGCUUCUGCUGUCUCUGCUGUCCCUACUGCUUCUGCUGUCUCUGCUGUCCCUGCUGUCUCUGCUGUCUCUGCUGUCCCUACUGCUUCUGCUGUCUCUGCUGUCCCUACUGCUUCUGCUGUCUCUGCUGUCCCUGCUGUCCCUGCUGUCUCUGCUGUCCCUGCUGUCUCUGCUGUCUCUGCUGUCCCUGCUGUCUCUGCUGUCCCUACUGCUUCUGCUGUCUCUGCUGUCUCUGCUGUCCCUACUGCUUCUGCUGUCUCUGCUGUCCCUGCUGUCUCUGCUGUCCCUACUGCUUCUGCUGUCUCUGCUAUCCCUACUGCUUCUGCUGUCUCUGCUGUCCCUGCUGUCUCUGCUGUCUCUGCUGUCCCUACUGCUUCUGCUGUCUCUGCUGUCCCUACUGCUUCUGCUGUCUCUGCUGUCCCUGAUGUCUCUGCUGUCUCUGCUGUCCCUGCUGUCUCUGCUGUCUCUGCUGUCUCUGCUGUCCCUACUGCUUCUGCUGUCUCUGCUGUCCCUGCUGUCUCUGCUGUCUCUGCUGUCUCUGCUGUCCCUACUGCUUCUGCUGUCUCUGCUGUCUCUGCUGUCCCUGCUGUCUCUGCUGUCUCUGCUGUCUCUGCUGUCCCUACUGCUUCUGCUGUCUCUGCUGUCUCUGCUGUCCCUGCUGUCUCUGCUGUCUCUGCUGUCUCUGCUGUCCCUACUGCUUCUGCUGUCUCUGCUGUCCCUGCUGUCUCUGCUGUCCCUACUGCUUCUGCUGUCUCUGCUGUCCCUACUGCUUCUGCUGUCUCUGCUGUCCCUGAUGUCUCUGCUGUCUCUGCUGUCUCUGCUGUCCCUGCUGUCCCUGCUGUCUCUGCUGUCUCUGCUGUCUCUGCUGUCCCUACUGCUUCUGCUGUCUCUGCUGUCCCUGCUGUCUCUGCUGUCUCUGCUGUCUCUGCUGUCCCUACUGCUUCUGCUGUCUCUGCUGUCCCUGCUGUCUCUGCUGUCCCUGCUGUCUCUGCUGUCCCUACUGCUUCUGCUGUCUCUGCUGUCUCUGCUGUCCCUGCUGUCUCUGCUGUCUCUGCUGUCUCUGCUGUCCCUACUGCUUCUGCUGUCUCUGCUGUCCCUGCUGUCUCUGCUGUCCCUGCUGUCCCUACUGCUUCUGCUGUCUCUGCUGUCCCUACUGCUUCUGCUGUCUCUGCUGUCCCUACUGCUUCUGCUGUCUCUGCUGUCCCUGCUGUCUCUGCUGUCUCUGCUGUCUCUGCUGUCCCUGCUGUCCCUGCCGUCUCUGCUGUCUCUGCUGUCUCUGCUGUCUCUGCUGUCCCUGCUGUCUCUGCUGUCUCUGCUGUCCCUGCUGUCUCUGCUGUCUCUGCUGUCCCUGCUGUCUCUGCUGUCCCUGCUGUUUCCGCACACUGAUGCAGAAUAUAUGGAUAUGUUUGCUCUGGAGGGAGCAAGUUGA